UGUGAAUGUGAUCGAACGAAUCGAACGCAUCGAAUCCGUGGUGGAAAGUAGAUACACAACCACAAUUGUUUCUUUUUCUAUCUACUAUCUCUAUGUUGCGAUUGUCAAUGUAAACUUUUCCACGUUUUCUUCACUUACGAAAUUUCCGAUUCACUGGAAACACAAAUUCGGUCAUAAAUAUAAAUAGAUAAUGGAACUAUAAAUUCAGUUGUAAAUGUAAAUGGUGACUAAAGUGUUAAUGAUCGAUCAACGAUCGAUCUAUCAAAUGAUUCUGACACGAUCUAUUCACAGUGAACAACGAAGAACCGUGACAAGAUCAAUUAUUAUUUCUCUCUACCUUAUCAUCUCGACUUAGUGAGUCAUAAUGUGGUAAUGACAUUUGUGUCACACGCGGCAUACACUCUACAUUUCACCUGCUAAACGCUUUCUCAAGGUCCCCGUAUUUAUAUGUAUGCAUCUUGAGACAACUUCAUUUAAUGCGCCUACACAUCAUCGAUGGUUGUACAUUUUUUCAUUUAGUUUCUUAGAGAAUAUCUCGUUCACUAGAUUCAAUUCGAUCGCAUCACAGCUUUAUUUACACUGGACUGGACCAUUUUCAUUCGCCUUAUCCCUCUCCCAACGAUACACGAUGCUAUCGUCUCAUUAAUGAAAUAGAAGAAUUUAGAGCUGUGUUUAACAUUCAAGGUUAAUUAAGAUAUUGGACAAAAUCAGAAUAUUGUUAAAAUGAUGGACAUUGAUCCACCACAGUUUGUGUCUAAAGAUGAUGAAGUUCAAUAUUGGAUGGAACUUGCUCACCAGAUACAUAGAAGGAAAGAGGAUAUAGAAAGAGAGUUGGAGGAAUUUCAAGAAAAUUCACAGCUCUUAGAGAAAGAACUGGAAGCAUCCUUAGAACAAGCAGAAAAGAAUAACAGGGAAUUACGACAACGAAACACAAGACUAGCCACUGAAGUUGAACAAUUAAGAACAAGAUUAGAUCAACAAACAGCAGACUGUGCAAUGUUUCAAGGGAAAGCUCAGGACUUACAGACUCAACAUGACCAUUUAUUAAAAUACAUAAGGGAAUUAGAACAAAAAAAUGACGACUUGGAAAGAGCUCAUAGAAUAAAUAGGGUAACAGAGGAGGAGAUAGAAGCCAAACUUAAUUCUGCCAUUGAAAAGAAUGCUUUGUUAGAAUCAGAACUUGACGAAAAGGAAGCUCUGAAAGUUAUAGUACAGAGAUUAAUGGAUGAAAUUAGAGAUUUAAAACAGGAAAUUCAAGUUCAAGAAAGGCAUCAACCAGACAAUGAUAAGUCAGCUGAUAGAGUUCGUAAUCAUGUUGAUAGUAAUAAACUUCAAGUCGAAUUGGAAACACAUAUGUCGCCUAGUAGCCCAAUAGUACCACAAUCUAUACCUCCAAAUAAUACAGCAACUUCGCCAUUAAAAAUUGGAAACAGAGUUGUAGGUGGUGUAACUGGAAACAACAAUAAUAAUAAUAAUAAUAAUAAUAAUGUGAAUUCGCCACUGGCACCAUGCACAAGAAUAUUAGCAAUGAAUAUGAUUGGUGACCUUAUGAGAAAAGUUGGUGCGUUGGAGAAUAAGUUAAAUACAUGUCAAAAUCCAUCUCGAGAGGAUCAAGCCGUUCGUGAUCUUUACAGGACUAGACGGCAAGUUCGAGGUUUUGCCUCUGGCAACAGCAACCACAUUCGAUUAUAAACAACGGAUAAUAUUCCAAUAAUAAAUUUAUGCAUUAUAUUCGUAUGACUACUAAUUCGUGUUAUUUUAAUUAAAAAAAAUCUCACUCAUUAAUUUAUUACAAAUUUCUAUAAGAUACAAAGAAAACUAUUUAAUUUAAUUAUUUAAUUGCCUUUUACAUGAAGUUUGCAAUUUUUGAGGAUUACUUGUCUCUUUUUCAUCACGGUUCAGAAGUAUACUUGGUAAUAUUUUAUGGAGGAAAUUCGUAAAUAAACAUUCGAGAUUGUAAGUAUUAAUAUCAUAAUUUAAUAAAAUUCAUCAUUGUGAUAAGUGAUAA
Bombus impatiens (common eastern bumble bee) is the source of this 2008-nucleotide messenger RNA. RefSeq names its product nuclear distribution protein nudE-like 1 (gene nudE). The coding region runs from base 724 to 1692 and encodes 322 amino acids. The record is from RefSeq and is a predicted model, not a curated record. Gene Ontology annotation, cellular component: centrosome; kinesin complex; kinetochore. The transcript has 8 exons. Gene Ontology annotation, molecular function: microtubule binding. Lineage: Eukaryota; Metazoa; Arthropoda; Insecta; Hymenoptera; Apidae. Gene Ontology annotation, biological process: centrosome localization; cell migration; microtubule nucleation.